GGAAGUAAGCGAAGGAUUGACGAGCCUAGAGCCCGACCCGUACCCCGUGGCGGGAUUUGAUCUGAGCGUGAAAGCCUCAGCACAGCCCUCUUCCAUCGCGGUAGCAACGGCGUGUAUAGCGGAAAGUCGACGCGAUGCCACGAUGGUCUUGUUAGGCAUACUACCAACACAUCACGAAACACAAGCCCAUUGUGCUCCUUCUCUUGACUGCACUUUUUCAAACGACCCACAACAAACCUCAGGCCUCCAUAGGGCGGUGUGGAGCAGUGUCAAUCACAACUUCGUUCCUUUGGUGGCGUCGUUAAUCGAAAUGACAUCCAAGAUGCGCUUAGGGAUGGGGCCAUUUCUCAACAGCGCGCGCGGCCCCACAAGAUGUCAGCAUGAGCCAACAUUACUCCGGCACCGAGAGGAUUGUAAACUCAGGCUGUAUGUCUCAGAAAUCGUGCUUAUAAACACCCGGUCGCCACAUUGUGCGACAAAAUCCGUGUUCGCCGACCUGAGGAAGAGAUGCGGCUGUACGGGUGUGUCAGCCAUAAGCAGUUGGCUUGGCGUCUGCGUUCCGCUCUCGAUUUCGCUUGUUGCGCGGCUGAAGCCAAGAAGAGGUUGUAUUUGUGCUACAGAUGCCACCAGAUGUUUAGCACUAUCACGCGGCUGGAUCGUUCAGAGCUCAGACCGAUAUGUGGACAUCCGAACAGACGAACAGCGCACCGUACUUGACUGGAACAGGCUUAGAAAGCCAAGCUCUAGAGCUCAAAUUCAUGAGUACAGCCUGGUUGCCUUAUUGCAGCGCCUGAGGGCGAGGCGGCGGUGCUUAAAUGGUACAGCCUUCGUUGGGAAAAGUGGAGCGUGUUGUUGUGGCUAUAUACUAACGGCUCGAAAAACGCUGCUGAAGCGGAUGCGGUGAGCGAUGUUAAACCAACGCUGUCGCUUCAGCAUGAACGUCUGAACUGAGAGCUGCACGUUCUGCAAAACUACCAUGUGCGUCGCAAGUAACGCGUUCGUGGGUCCAUAAGCCAAGGAGUUCGCGUAACUAGGAUGCAGCGAUAAGGGCGGGGAUGAAUACAAGAGCGUCCAACAUCACGUCGAACCACGGUAGACGAUAAGAAACAUGGUUGGAAAGAGCAGGCAUGGUGACUUUAAUAGUUAUGGUCGGUUCUCUCCGUGAGGAGAGGGCGUUGGAAGAUGGACGUGUGGUGUGCACGAGCCUCUCAGGCUGGGGCUAGUACAUCAUCAUCGCGGGGAAGCUAUCGUAGCUAUCUCCAGUGACAACACAGCAGGCAUACCGCAACAAUAUCCGGCGA
Messenger RNA from Alternaria alternata, 1301 nucleotides. RefSeq lists its product as hypothetical. Lineage: Eukaryota; Fungi; Ascomycota; Dothideomycetes; Pleosporales; Pleosporaceae. The coding region runs from base 143 to 904 and encodes 253 amino acids. The record is from RefSeq and is a predicted model, not a curated record. The transcript has a single exon.